This is a messenger RNA of Caenorhabditis bovis, 231 nucleotides long. The record is from the annotation of a GenBank genome assembly. Lineage: Eukaryota; Metazoa; Nematoda; Chromadorea; Rhabditida; Rhabditidae.
AUGCGUGUUUUGGUGCUCAUUUGUCUUGCCAUUUUCUGCCUCUGCGAUCCGGAUCCCGAAGCGGUCGGGAGGCGUCGCGAAGCCGCAAUCUCGGCACUUCGUCUCAGUCCGAAAUCGACGAUAUUCCGCGUGAAAUGCAAGAUAAUGUGCAGCGAGAUGUGCGCGCCGGUUUUGGGCGCUUGCGACCGCUACAACAAAUGCGUUUGCCUCAACAACUACAUGCUCGGCUAG